Molecule: messenger RNA, 1395 nt
Organism: Haliaeetus leucocephalus (bald eagle)
Lineage: Eukaryota; Metazoa; Chordata; Aves; Accipitriformes; Accipitridae
Gene: SFXN4
Product: sideroflexin 4
Exons: 14
Coding region: 25-915 (296 amino acids)
Biological process (GO): mitochondrial transmembrane transport; monoatomic ion transport
Cellular component (GO): mitochondrial inner membrane
Molecular function (GO): monoatomic ion transmembrane transporter activity
Source: RefSeq, a predicted model, not a curated record
CCGCCUUCCGCUUGCAGCGGCUCCAUGGACCCCAACCUGCGGUUCUGGAGGACGGAGGGCCAGUCUUUUUUCCAGAGGUUUCUUCGCUGGGUGGACGUCUUGGAUCCCCUGCUGCUCCUGAAGUCCUCCGAUGAAAUAAGAAGAACCAGGUUAUUGCUACAAAACAGUGGAAAGACGCUAAGUGAGCCCAUACAGAAUGAUCAGACAAAACAAGCCUUCCUACUAAGCCUGUCCAGUGUACAUCCUGAUACAGACAAGAUAAUUCCUGUUUUGUUUAGACCUCCAGCCUUCAUGCCCAUAUCUCUUCCAUUGGUUAUUACUUCAUCUCUUCAGCACCGGGCAAAGCAAACUUUUUUUAGUCAGCUCGUGUUUCACAUGUAUACCGCAGGAUUUGCCCUAGUAAAUGGAAAUGGUACCGCAAAGGCUGAAGAGUACUCGCUUCAACAAAAGCAGAUCUUCUGCGGCUUGGGAGCCAUUACCUAUGCAGCAUGUAUUGGUGCUCUUCCUCUUGUCUUCAUGAAUCGAUACACAUUGAAGAGUUCGUUAACACAACUAGUCGUCAAAAAACUUCUACCUGCUCCUCUCUUUGGCUUGAUGAGUGCAUUUACUGUGGUGGUGGUGAGAAGCCCAGAAUUUGAGAAUGGAAUUGAAGUGAUGGACAGCAAUGGCAAGGUUGUAGGAGUGUCACAGAAGGCUGGUGAGAAGGCCGUUAAAGAAACAGCAUUGUCAAGAGCAGUCUUGUUUGGGACAACAUUCUUCCUGCCAGCUGUGCUUAUGUACUUUGUGGAAAGAGCAAAAUUUGCAAAAACUCCACAUGCUUUGGCUUCAGUGAGAAUGUUUGUGGUGACGUCAGUACUAGCAGGGAUGCUACCAGUCUCACUUAGUAUGUUCCCGCAGUGUGGGGUGAUUUCUUAAUCUUUUAUGGCAACAAAGGUAAACUGAGCAUAAAUGAGGGGACUUGUGAGAAAUUAUGUACUGAGAGUAUGGCUGGUUGGUUCCCUUUGAGCUUCACAAUUGCUCAGCCCACAGCAGAAGUUCUCCUGGGUGAGUCACCCAAAUACAUUUACAGUUGGACUCUAUGAUCUUUGAAGGUCUUUUCCAGCCUAAAUGAUUCUAUAGUGAAUGGAGAUAAUGUCACUAAUGCUCUGUUUAGAUCUCAGAAGUACCUCUAAUUUUAAAUAAAACAUAUUUCUUCCCUUAUGUGUGUGUGUGUGCAUGUAGGGAAUGUCAGAGAAGCAAAAAAGAAAAGAAGCCCCAAAACAAACAAAAAAUCCCUCAAGCCCCCAAAUAAACAAAGAACUCCAAAUCCCAUACAGUCUUGCUUCUGAACACAGUAUUUCAAGUUGUGCAAAGUUCAAUGCAGUAAAGAGGACUUAAUAUAUACUUACCAGGAUA